AUGAAUUUUUUUAUCAUUUCUACUAUUGUACUAAUUUCAUAUCUACUAUUGGAUAUUUUGUUUGACGAUUAUCUCUGGAAGAUUAAUAUUGAUUUUACAGUAUAUCUGUAAAAUAACACAUUCCUCGGAGAAAAAUUGCUAUUUUAAUUUUUCUCAUUUGUAAUUCAAGUACCAAUUAUUUUGGGAGGAUUGCAGUUUAUGUUGUCGAGCAAAAAGGUUGAAUCUAUUUUAUACAUAUUUUUAUGUAUGUUUGGAUUUGCAAGUAAUGGCUUAUUAAAAAAUGCAUAUCAUCAACCUAGACCUUAUUGGGUAGAAGAUGAAAUAAAUGGGUAUAUAGAAUAUUAAUGAUAUUUCAGAAUUGGAUGUAAUAUGGAAUUUGGUAAACCAUCAGGUCAUGCUCAAACUGCAGUCAUCAUUUAUUUUUCUUAUCUUUUCAUUCUAUAUCCUUCUACUUUCAGAUUAAAUAAACUAAAAGUAUCAGAUGAGAAUAAUUAUGAAGAACCUGAUUUAUAAUAUGGAUUAGUAAUAUUCUUGAAUAUUUUUGCUUUUCUAUGCAUUAUAAUGACUGGACUCUCUAGAAUAUUUUUAGGUGUUCAUACAAUAGGCUAAGUUACUUUAGGAUGGAUAUAUGGAAUUUAUAUAGUUUUAAAUUAUCAACUCUAUUGUCACAAAUUCUUAUUGCAGUACAGAUUCUUUAUAAUACAAGAUAUAUUAAAAAUUAAUUACAAAUGAAAAUUGAUGAGGAAGUCAAGUUUUAAAGAAUGUCAAUUACCAUUUCUGCCAUUUUCAUUAUUUCCAUUGUGAUUGAUGUCACUUUAUUGGAAUUGAAUAGAAGAGUAUUUAAUUAAAAUGAAAAUCAACUUAAUUAAUGGUUAUUUAAGAUAACUUAAUGCAAACACAAAGAAAUAGGUUAUUACACUAAAAAUCAUACUAAUGUUUUAUAUAAUGCUUGUUUCUUGCAUGGAACAUUAUUCUCUUUCACAUUUUCUUUUAUUUAAGGAUGUUUCUUUAGUUAAGGAAGCUUUAAUUCAUUAUAAUACUCCAAUUCAAUGGAUUAAAAGACUGUAAAUUUUAAGAUAUGUAGAUUACUCUUUUAUCUGCCUAUGCUAUUACCAUUACCGUUAUUGUUAAUAUAGACAUAUAAUAUUUAUUUGACAGCUUUUUUCAUUGUAAUAUCUUUCUAUUUAACUUUAGUUCAUCCCAGUCAUAUUUUUUGAAUGUUUGUAUCUCACACUUGUGUAUCCAAAAUUAUUGAAAAAAUGCAAAUAUGAAAUCAAAGGAGAGUUCUUAGAAUCUAAUAAAGGUUAUUAUGAGUAAUUAUCUUAAAGUUGAGGAAAUGGAAUUGUCAUUAUUUUGAUAUAAAUAUUUAUGUUGUUAAUAUAAGCAUCCC
Molecule: messenger RNA, 1390 nt
Organism: Paramecium sonneborni
Lineage: Eukaryota; Ciliophora; Oligohymenophorea; Peniculida; Parameciidae
Source: the annotation of a GenBank genome assembly